UCUUAAAAGUCUUUUUUUGUGAAAAAAAUAAUUUUACCUAUAAUUAUAUAUUAUAGGCUUCAAUUUUUCAAAUUCCCCUCUCCCUCGCCCUGAAAAGAAAAACUGCAUCUCUGCUAUGCUCUAAUGUCGCUCAUCACCGUCGCCAGAAGGUUGCAGAGAUAUCAUCUCGAACUUUUUCUCCCACUUCUCCAAUCCAUCACUUUCCCAUCCUUAUCGAGAUCUCCUCUUACUUCAAUCAAGUUUAUCUCGUUUUCCUCCUCUGAGGCAUUCCAUCGAGCAGUUUCAAUUGCAUAUAAAAACCCUUUCCGUUUCUCCAUUUUCCAGUCUUUCUCCACCCAAAACCUCAGAGACCCAUUUGAGGUCAUUCAGCAGAGAAUUCUUACCCAUGAAUCUAUCGAACCUGACAUUCUCGAUUCACUCAAACGGGCUGCCUACUUCCCUGACGAAGCAGAGGCUGUGGCAUCUGUUGAUGAGUCAGGCAUUAAAGCUGAUAAAAAUUUGGUGUAUUCGGUGAUUUGGGAGCUAAGGAAAGAGUGGAGACUGGCGUUUUUGGCUUUCAAAUGGGGAGAGAAAUGGGGCUGUGUAGAUGAGAAGUGUUGUGAGUUGAUGGUGUGGGUUUUGGGUAAUCAUAGAAAGUUCAACAUUGCUUGGAUUUUGAUUCGAGAUUUGCAUCGGUCUUUGAUGAAUACUCGGCAAGCGAUGCUUAUUAUGAUUGAUAGAUAUGCAGCAGCAAAUGAUCCAGGCAAUGCUAUUCAGACGUUACACAUUAUGGAGAAGUUCAGAUUGGCCCCUGAUGAAGAAGCAUUCUACUCCCUCCUGAAUGCUCUCUGUAAACAUGGAAACAUUGAAGAGGCCGAAGACUUUAUGCUUGCUAAUAAGAAGCUCUUCCCAUUGGAGACUGAAUCAUUUAACAUUAUUCUCAACGGAUGGUGUAAUAUAUGUGUUGAUGUGCUUGAAGCAAAACGAGUUUGGAGGGAAAUGUCAAAAUACUGUAUUGCACCUAAUGCAACUUCUUAUACGCUCAUGAUAUCCUGCUUCUCAAAGGUUAGAAAUCUUUUUGAUUCAUUGAGACUUUAUGAUGAAAUGAAGAAAAGGGGUUGGGUCCCAAGCAUUGAGGUUUAUAAUUCGUUGAUUUAUGUACUAACUCGUGAGAACUGCCUCAAAGAAGCUCUCAAAGUCCUGGAUAAAAUGAAAGAAAAUGGUUUGCAGCCUGAUUCUAACUCUUACAACUCAAUUAUACGUCCCCUAUGUGAGGAAAAAAAGCUAGCAGAGGCUAGAAACAUAUUGGCUGCCAUGAUAGAGGAGAAUCUCAGCCCAACAAUGGAGACCUAUCAUUCGCUUCUUGAAAGCGUUGGUUUUGAAGAAACUUUGGAAGUCCUUAACCAAAUGAGAAUAAAUGGUUUAGCUCCCACUGAGGACACAUUUCUCGUAAUUCUUGUCAAGUUCUUCAAGCUGGAGCAACCUGAGAAUGCAUUGAAGAUUUGGGUAGAAAUGAAGCAAUAUGAAGUGACACCUAAUUCGACACAUUAUGCAGUUUUGGUGGAAGGGCUAGCUAGAUGUGGAAUGUUAACCAAGGCUCAUGAAUACUAUGCUGAUAUGAGAUCAUAUGGAUUUUCAGAUGAUCCAAAGCUUCAGAAGAUUUUGAAAGAAUCUAUACAAGACCAGAUUAGCAAAGAAAAACAGUUGGGAAGACAAAUUAAGAGAGAUCAACAUGUACGUCAUAAGGUAGGCAGCGUAGUAACAGGAAAAGGUAGAAAAGGAAGAAAAGGCAUACAUACAUGCGCAGAAAAUUGUAGUCUAUUGUGGAGCUGUGAGUGAAAAUAAAAAAAAUUCAGUGGAAGACCAUUUCCAGCAGAUAACAAUCUCUCAUUAUUGGAGCAACUAUGGGUAUUCUCAGAUUUAAAGGAAUGACUACAGGACUUUCUGGUGCAAGAUUUAAGGUACAGAGACCCUUACAGCAUGUGCUGGCUUAUUCCGAACCAUUUGCUUCUUUACCUAUUAAUAAACAGGUCUGACCUAAGUUUCUUCCAUGGACUCUUACCUAGACCUGGCUGCAUUCUGGUUUGUAACCAGACUGGAACCGAAACAAGCUCAAAACCAGAUUGAUCAAAACUGAUCUUGAAACAGGCUGAAACCCUGUGAUAGUGGUGAUUAUCAGCCAAUGUUAAAACUCUUUUCUUUCACUCUGUAUUUUGAAAAGUCCCACAUCAAAUGCCACAUUUUCUUAUUCUUAUGUUAGUUUAUGCAAGACAGCUGUGGGAAUUUGAGAUAAAAGGACUUCGUUACAAUGAAGGUGGUGGAAAUCAAGAGGGAAUGAUGAUAAUGGUGUAAUUUCAGUCAAAGAGGCUGAAAGGAGGAGAAAGCUUUGAUUCAUUAAAUUGGAGGUUAUGAAGUGUUAAGGAUUUCAGCAGGUCAAACAGAGAGAAACAGGUUCUGGAAAUGCAAGGCAUUAGAAAGGAAGGAGGGAAAACAGAGGGCUCAUUCAACAAAUUGCAGCAUGUAUAUUCACAUGGCGCAGUUUUCCUUUGCCAAGAAGAUCUUCUAGAUUAUCAUUGGCUACGUGUACUUAUGUGUUUGUAAGUUAUGUGGUUGCAUUAGAUGUCAGGUUAUGAACUCUUGAGAAUUUUAGCAAGGAUAAAAGAAAUGAGUAGCUUUUUAAGAGCAAUGGAGUAGAACGAAAAGGGAAGAAAAGAAGAAGCAUCUGUUUCUUUGUACUAGCCCUUUACAAAGUGCCAAUUCCAUCUUCUAUUGUUGGGCAACAAUUGUUAAUGUUAAUAUUAUUUAUGGAUUAUGAUGAUUUUCUAUUUCAGACCA
Hevea brasiliensis (rubber tree) is the source of this 2814-nucleotide messenger RNA. Its product is annotated as pentatricopeptide repeat-containing protein At1g80880, mitochondrial. The transcript is spliced from 2 exons. Bases 124 to 1818 code for a protein of 564 amino acids. Gene Ontology annotation, molecular function: protein binding. The record is from RefSeq and is a predicted model, not a curated record. Lineage: Eukaryota; Viridiplantae; Streptophyta; Magnoliopsida; Malpighiales; Euphorbiaceae.